Molecule: messenger RNA, 4217 nt
Organism: Acanthoscelides obtectus
Lineage: Eukaryota; Metazoa; Arthropoda; Insecta; Coleoptera; Chrysomelidae
Source: the annotation of a GenBank genome assembly
AUUUUACUUCGCUUUUUCUUCCUCGGUAAUUACACACGUAGUAUCGAAGAUCCAUACCUGCCGGUACAGUAAGAAGCAAAAAAAUAUAAGCAGAUAACCACAUUCCUUGGUCCCACCAGUAGUCACUUCGAAAUUUGUACCUGCCGGGUAAAGACGUGUUUACGUGCGUCGUGUGAAAUUGUUAUACGUUUGAAAUGCCAAAAAGACAGAGUGGUGGUAGUGAUCAUAGUGGUCCUAGAAGGAAGAGGGGGAGGAAGUAUGAUAGAAUCUUGGAUGAAUUAAAACGGCUCAAAAACAAAAUCACAAGGGAUUCUACAAGCGACAGCAGCUCUUGCUUUUCUGAUGAUGACCAAAACAUAUCUGGUACUGAGAUGAUGAAUCAAAUUAUUACUGAGGCCGAAAUUCAUCCAAUACCUUCUGGCUUUGCUGUUUCAGCGGGUGUUCCGCCAGAAAAUAUCGAUGCAUCUGGGGAAUUUGAAUUUUUGGGAGCAAAACCGAAAUCAAAAAACACUACGUCGCAACCACUACACACAAAAUUAACUGUACGUUGGAAUGCGUUUCUACAAGAUGGUGUCGAUAAAGAGUGCUGUGAAAAAAUAAUGGAGAAGUACCCCCUUUUUGAAAAUUGCCCCUUAAUGAAAUCACCAGUGCUCUCUCCAGAAGUUGCUUGAUGCCUGGAUGACAAAACAUUACGCCAAGAUAACUUUAUGAGAAAGAUACAGGAGCAAACGGCCCAUUCUCUGGCUAUUUUAGGAAGCCAAUUAAAUAGUUUACUAUCAAACAACCCCAAUGGUUCGAAAGAACUAGCAGCUAGCUUAGCAGAUGCAGCGCAGCUGACCUGCAAUAUACAUCAUGCUAUAUCUACACAUAGGAAAUAUAAUAUUUUACCUUCAGCUCGGAAGCUAGCGGAAACAUCUAAAACAGAUGAAUUUUUAUUUGGCAAAAAUUUUGUAGUAGAUUUGAAAUCUUUAGAUGCUGCGAAAAAGGCCAGUUUUGAACUUAAAGCUAAUAGAGCCCGCCUGUUUCAAAAAGCUCCUCUUAUCUCAACCAACAAACAACAGCCUAUAGCGUACAAUCGCCAGAAUUAUCCCGAUUUUCAAACCAAGAAUUUAAACUGGAAGCGCCAGCCUCAGAAGUCCAGAAAGAAAGAUCCCCGAUCAGGAGUGAAGAAAGAACACCACAGACGCCGAUAUUAAUCGAACAACAGGUCAGUGUUGAUUGUAAUCUGUAUCCGGGCCGACUGACACACUUUUUUCGUCGAUGGGAAAACAUCACUAAUGAUAAGAAGAUAUUAGACUGGGUUAAAGGAGUUGUUAUACCCUUUGUCACUUUCCCACGGCAAACUUCAGUCAAACAUGUCAAUAUUUCGUUAAAUGAAUUACAGGCUUACGACCUGGCAAUUAGAGAACUGUUGAGACCAGGUGUUGUUUCACAAUGUCAGUAUGAACCUGGUGAAUUCAUAUCACCUUACUUUUUGAUCAAAAAGCCAAAUGGGAAAUCCAGAUUUAUCUUAAAUCUCAAAGAACUCAAUAAAUUUAUAAAUGCUCCACAUUUCAAACUGGAGGACUAUCGUAGUUUACUAAAAUUUCUAUCACAUGAGUCCUAUUUGGCAAAUAUUGACAUGAAAGAUGCAUAUUAUAUGGUAGCAAUCAACAAUGAUUAUAAAAAUAUCUUAGAUUUAUUUUUAAUGGAAAACGCUAUCAAUUUAAUUGUUUACCAUUUGGGUUAAAUAUAGCGCCAUAUAUAUUUACCAAACUUUUGAAACCACUCGUUUCAGUGCUAAGGAAAACUGAGAAUCUAUUGUUUGUUAGAUAUUUAGAUGACAUUUGUAUAGUCGAGUCAACCAAAGAAAAGUGUCAAAAAGCCGUUAAAUGCUGCAUUACGUUGCUCGAGUAUUUGGGCUUCAAAAUUAACGACAAAAAAAGCAUGACAAUGCCGACCUUCGUAAUAACGUUUUUAGGAUUUACAUAUAAUACGGCAAAUAUGAUCUUUUAUUUGCCCGAAAAUAAAAAAACAGGAUUUGAAAGAUUCAUUACAGAAAUUUAAAAAUAAAGAUAAAUGUUCAAUAUUAUUCCUUGCACGGCUAAUAGGAAAAUUGGAAGCAGCUUGUCCAGCCGUAAAAUAUGGAUGGGUGCACCUGAAAAACUUUGAAAGAGAAAAGUAUAUGGCAUUGAAAAAGUUUAAUAAAAAUUACAAAAAAGUUAUUGGUGUACCUGAGUACUUGAAAGAAGACAUCGAUUGGUGGAUUGAUAAUAUAGAUAAAACAUCUCAAAGUAUCAAUAACAACCAACACUUCGUUUUGGAGAUAUUUUCGGAUGCUUCUACCUCUGGUUGGGGUGGGCAUUGCAAUGAUCUCUCCAUACAUGUAUUUUGGUCCCAGGAGCAAAAGAAGCAUCAUAUUAUUAUUAUUUUUAGCUACUAGCUGCACUUUUUGCACUAAAGUCAUUCGGUAAGAAUUGCAAAAACUGUGAUAUUUUAUUGAGAAUAGACAGUAAAACUGCCAUAGCUUGUAUAAAUAAAGGAGGCAGCAUCUGUUUCAGUAAAUUGAAUAAUAUCACUAGAGCUAUAUGGGACUGGUGUGAAUCGAAAAACAUCAGAAUCUUUGCCUCCUAUAUUCCAUCCAAAGAAAAUACACAUGCUGAUUUACAAUCAAGAUCUCUAUCAAUUCAGACGGAAUAUGAGUUGAACAACAAAGCUUUUCAGUCAAUUUGUAAGAAACUCGGAAAACCUGAAAUCGACUUAUUUGCAACUAAAUUAAAUGCUAAAUGCAAAAUAUAUGCUUCCUGGGGCCCAGAUCCUGACUCUACGUAUAUAGAUGCAUUUACAAUAAAAUAGAAUUUGUUUUUCUACGCAUUUCCUCCAUUUUGUUUAGUGUCCCAGACACUCAACAAGAUUAUGAAGGACAAGGCAACAGGGAUUGUAAUAGUGCCUAAUUGACCAACACAACCCUGGUAUCCUUUAUUUAUCAGACUGUUAAUAUCCGAUCCAAUCGUGUUAGGUCAUAGAACAGAUUUGCUUUCUUCUCCUUUCAGGACAUUUCAUCCACUACACCAGAGGCUUACAUUGGUUGCCGGGAAAUUAUCCGGAAAUCAAUGAUUAAGAGGGGCGUUCCAGAAGAGGUUAUUCCUAUUGUAACAUCUAUUAGUAAGGGCACCCUAAAUCAGUAUGACAUAUGUUAUCGGAAAUGGUGGGAGUUUUGUGUUAAUCUGAAUUCUGAUCCACUAACGCUUAAUCUAAAAAAUAAUUUGUUGUUCUUCAAAGAACAGAUGAAUAACGAAUUAUCUUACUCUAGUCUAAACAUAUAUAGAUCAGCACUAAAUCUUAUCAUUGAACAGUCACUACAUGAAGACAUAAUAAUAAAAAGAUUUCUGAAGGGUGUAUAUAACCUUAGACCACCAAUGCCAAAAUACCAGUCCACUUGGGACCCUGAACCAGUACUGUCAUAUCUAAAAACACUCUACCCUCUUGAUUCAUUGACCAUAGAACUCUUGACAAAAAAACUUGUAAUGUUACUGGCGUUAGCUUCUGGUCACAAGCACAGACCGUAUCCAAAAUUUCGCUAAAUAAAAUUUCAAAAGUAAAAGAUAGGAUCGAAAUAAAAAUUAGUGAAAAAAUAAAGACCUCUGGAAGAAACAAACUUCAACCUGUUUUGAUACUUCCUUACCUUAAAGAAUGCCCUGAGCUAUGUGUAGGUUCAGUGUUAGAAUACUAUAUAGAGAAAACCAAAGAGUACAGAGAAUCUAAUACUUACCUUAUAUUAACGCAUAGGAAGCCCAUUCAUCAAGCUACAUCACAGACAAUAAGCAGAUGGCUUAAAGAUGUAUUGAAAGCUAGUGGCAUAAAUACAGAAAUUUUUAGUGGACAUAGCACUCGUCAUGCCGCGACAUCUGCGGCAUCUCGAUCAGGAGUUAAAAUAGACACUAUUAAAACUGCGCUGGUUGGACCGCAAAAUACUGAUGUGUUCUUUAGAUUUUAUAAUCGCCCAAUAAUAGAAAAUCCUAUUACAUUUUCAAAAGCUGUACUCAAAAUUAAUUAGAAAUGUUGGUGGUACCGCUUUUAUCCUUUUUGUAGAAUUUAUAGUUAAAAAAAUAUGUUAUACUUCUUGUUACUGUUAAUUGUUAUUAUUACUAAGUAUGUACAUGUGUGAUUGAUGUUUAUGUACAAAAGACAGAUAUGAUUGAAGUUAUUAUUUGUAUCAAAAUUUAUGGAAAUUAAAU